This is a messenger RNA of Spodoptera frugiperda (fall armyworm), 8175 nucleotides long. RefSeq lists its product as uncharacterized. Bases 363 to 7301 code for a protein of 2312 amino acids. The transcript is spliced from 11 exons. Gene Ontology annotation, molecular function: guanyl-nucleotide exchange factor activity. Lineage: Eukaryota; Metazoa; Arthropoda; Insecta; Lepidoptera; Noctuidae. The record is from RefSeq and is a predicted model, not a curated record.
AAGCAAACUGAGGUUUACAUAUCGGGCUUGUCAACGGGAUGCAUAAUAAUAAUAUGCAUAUGCAAGAGGGCGAGGGCCGACUUGAGCCCUCUGGUUGAGUCGGCCGAAACGCAACGCAACAAACUUUUUCGACGUCUUGUUUCAUUCACGAGUCGGUCGUCGAGCGUGAGGGUCGUGCGUUUCGUUGCCCGCCGCCGCCGCGAGAGUAUCGAACGCGAUGUCUUUUUGUUUAUCAACAAAUAAAAAAUGUAACCAGUUGUGUUUGGUGACAUAAAAAUAAAACGAUUUUGUGUUUUUAUUGCUUACACGUUGUUUGGAUGAGGAAAUGUUCAGUUAGCGAAGCUUGGAAAUAGUGUUUGAAGAUGGACGGUGCGAACGGCGAUUCUGAUCACUCUAUGACUUGGGAGGACUUUUUCGGUAGCACAACGGACUUAACACCCACGCUUAUUGGUAUCUACGACUCUCUAUUGGAACCUGGGAAGAGUUUAAGACCAGAAGCAAGUAGACUGGAAACCGCAAAAGAUGCCAGGAAUGAUCCUCCAGUAGAUAAAGUCUACGAAGAUAUAGAAAUUAAGGAGGAGACGAAGAUAGACGAUACAAUGAUCACAGGAGGGAUAAAACUCCCCGUAGCGACGUAUAACAAAAGCUCCUUAUACUCAAUACGAACUAAAAGUGAUAACAACGGUGCUAGUGACGAUGUGGAUGUGGACAAGUGUAAAGUGUUAAACGAAUCUUCAUUAAGUAAAAUACAAAAAACAUUUAAAGAAAUGAAACAAGAGACCACGUUCGAUAAUCUCUCGCCCAACGUGAAACGCAUGAUAUCAGGUGCAACGGAAACCACGACGUUAAAGUUCCAAAAGAAAACUGUGAAUGUUGGUAGAUCUUCCAUGAGACACAAGUCUAACAUUCCAUUAGUUGGAGCUACAUCGAAAAUCUCUCAAUCCGGUGUCGAAAUACUUCCUUCAGUAGACAUUUAUGACCAGCCGUGCGCCAUUAAAAACUUUACUAAAUCAAAAAGUGAGGAAAUCGAAUCUCCCGUCAUAACAACGCCAUUAAAACCCGAAUUCAAAAUUGAUGAUGCUCAAACGUACGACGUUCCCACAAAUAAUAGGCCAGCUAUAUACGACGUUCCUGUGGUGAACAAUAAAACUGCUUUCGAAUCGUUAUCACUGCCUUACAUCGAUCAAUCGAUCGAGCUCUCUAUAACAUCUAACGAUAGAGAAUUCGAUAUCAAACUAUCAUCGAAGGACAAUUCUCCGAUGAAGCCUAUGCCAAAAAGUCCUGUACAGUCGCCAGCGAAGAUUCCCAAGCUGACCGAAGGCACGAACAGUUUGCACCGAAAAGACUUCGUAAAUAAGAACGAGAGUCCGUCGAAACUUUUGUCGAAAACUGUACCUUACCCUGAGACUGUGGGGUCUACUGGGAAUCUAAAGACUUGUGAGAAAGAGGUGAUAAGACUGAAUCCUCCAGUGGAAGUUUCUCGACCUCUUUCGAUGAGUUCUAUUGCGUCUUCGAGUUCUACGUCAAGUAGUGGAGUGCAGAAUAAGGGGGGAGUGAACUCUGCGUACUUGGCUUCCAUCGAGAGCUUGGAUGACCACAGCGACGCGGACAUGACCUCGGCGAAUGGCAGCAACAACUUCGUGAACAACGCGGGGAUCAUGGCCACCAGCGUGUCGGAGGAGAGGAACUCGGAAAGUACGCCACGUGUUCAGUUGGUGGACGAGUUGGCCGGCCUAUCACAACUGGAGCGCGUGUGUGCCGAGAUUGUGCAGACUGAGAACGUGUAUGUCGAGGAUCUGAGACAAGUCGUCGAGGGCUAUCUCCACGUGUGGCGGCGGGAGGUGACCUUCUCAGACGAGCAGCUGAACGAGCUCUUCAAUAACAUCGAGGACAUCUACAACUUUAACAGAUCCCUCUGCGCGGAACUGAACACAUGUCGGUUGGACGCGACCUGCAUCGCUCGGUGCUUCGUCAACAACACCGCUGGCUUCUCAGUCUACACCUCCUACUGCACGGGCUACCCUCGCACCAUGGAGCGGUUGGCAGCACUGGCCUCGGAGCCCCACAGCGCCCGCGAGUUCAGGGAGAGACAGAUAGCGUUGGGCCAUCUACUGCCGCUCGCGUCUUACUUGUUGAAACCUGUUCAGAGGAUUUUGAAGUAUCAUUUGUUACUGCAGAACGUAGUAAAGCAAUGUGCAUCUCGGGAGACGGAGUACGCUCUGCUGAAGAUGACCGGCAUCGCGCAGCACAUCGACGACAUGAAGCGACGACACGAACAUGCUGUUAGGGUACAGGAAAUCCAAUCGCUGCUAUACGGGUGGAAUGGACCCGACCUCACGACAUACGGAGAGUUGUGUGCCGAAGGGACAUUUAGAGUAUUCGGCGCGAAGGCGAUGCGUCACGCCUUCCUCUUCGACAAGAUGCUGCUGGUCACCAAGAACAGGGAGGACGGCAUCCUCGCCUACAAGUCGCAUAUCAUGUGCAACAACAUGAUGCUGGUAGAGUCGAUAGCGGGCGCGCCGCUGUCGUUCCACGUGAUCCCGUGGGACGCGCCGCGCGCGCAGCUCACGUUGCAAGCUCGCUCGCCGCGCCACAAGCGGGAGUGGACACUGCUGCUUAAAAGGGUGAUCCUCGAGAACUACAACGCAGUGAUCCCAUCUCACGCGAGGCAGUUGGUCAUGGAGCUCGGACAGAACAAAACUGACGAUGACAUGCUAGCAGAGAAAUCGCACAAUUUAAUCACCCAAGCAUCCAUGAGGAAGCAGCUUUCAGCCCCAGAAUAUCUCGAAAAACGAAAACUGGAGAGAGAGCGAAGAAAAUCAUUUGAAAACGGCACUCGAGGAAGAUUGAAGAAAGGCAACCGAAAAUACACUAUACCGAGCUCCCGAGCCGAGAGCCAGGAAUGUGAUUGCACUCAAUUUUCCGCAGAAAAAGGUACUGACUAUACUUGUGAGAACUGCUACAUUGAUCUUUGUUCGGAUUGUGAAACUGAACUCGCUAAAAGCAAGAGAGAAGACAAAUGCAGCUGUAGACAUGAGGACAAUGAACUCGGAGACAAAUGUCCUGAAUGUGAUAGAUCGCUGCACUACAUAGACUCUGGUAGCGCAGAACACUUAGAAAGAAAGCAAGCUGCCUGCAAGUGUUCAGACUUCAAAUCAUCACAAGAGAGCUUCAGUAAAGAAUUCAGCAGCUCUCUAACCAAAACUCGAGGGUACCAUUCAUCUGAUAACAUCAUAGGAUACACAGACACCAGUAAAAGCAAAGAAGAUCUCAGCGAUACCAACAAUUCUUUAACCAACGUCAGACAAAUACCGAAAACUUGUUUAAAAUGCGCUAAAAUUAAAGAGAAUAUUGUCACCGAUUCUACAAGUACAAUUCACUCGAGACGAUCAAGAUGUAACGAUACUGAGAAGUCCAAAACUGAUACUCUACGAUCCAAGUCAAAAGAUGAUCCUCAAAGAUCGAAACUGUCCAAGAUAGGGACUUGGAGACGGAAAUCUGAACCAGGCCUACAACAAAACAUGAUCGGUAUUGUCACCAAGAAAACUCAGGACAGUGACAACGAAAGAGAAAUAAGGGGCAAUGAAAAGAUAGAAUUCGAAUGUAAGAACUGCGGAUCAAACAGAAUCACGAAGAAAACUAGAGCAAACGACGGAACUAUCAUCUCUGACCCAGAAUUAGACGCAAGAAAACGCGUCGGUCCAGUAAAACCAGCCGUAGAAAUUAGAAUGUACAACACGAAAAACAUACCAAAGAAGAUUUCUAAAAUAAAGAAGAAUAGAGCUAAAGGAUUGCGCUUAGGAUCUGAUACAACAGCAAAGUUCUACGCUGAUUUUUCGACUGACGUGUCUACUGAAAAUAUUUUGCAUAUAUCAGAGUCAAAUGAUAGUCUAAACGUUGAUAAACCUAAAGACACACCAAACCCUGUACCUGAAACAAUAAGUAAAGACGAAGAUAUUGACGAAGAAACAUACAAGAAGUUGAUAGAAAAGACAGAUUCAUUCAAAAAGAACGAGUUGGAGAAAGUUAAGUACUUAAAUAAGCAAAAAGUGAUAAACGAAGGCUCAGAAGCUGAAGAUAAAGUUGAAGUGGAUACAAAAGAAGUAUUAGAAAGUUGCGAAGAAGUGGAGCAACCUUUAGAACAAAUCAUUUCUCAGCUACUGAUGCAGAAUAGGGAGUUCCAAAAGUUGAUAAAGAAGCAACAGUUAAGGAACACCGCUCAGAGACGACAUCAGAGACUAAUGAAGUCUCAUUCUAAUCCCGAACAAGUUGUGAUAGCAAAAAACUUAGAAACGAACAAAUUGAAACCUAAAUUCGGUCGACAGACUUCCGAGAACUUGGACGGAGACAAACACGAGGAAGAAGAAGAAGAUUGUACAACAACAAGUUCUAGAACGGAACUGACAGAAGAAAUAGAUGACGAUCACAUUUAUGAAACGCUUAGAGUAGACAACAGAGUGGACGAGAGUUUACACUCCUUGAACAACAAAAGUAAAGUGAUCCAGCACAACCCUGUAAGACCCAAAAGAGUUCUCACGCCGCCAAAAAACGAUGACGUCACUGAAAUAUCUCGCCACAUUGGUCCAGAUUCCGAUUACGUGUACUUAUCGUUUGACAAAUUGAAUAAAAUACAAAAUCCUGAAGGUAUAUACGAUGUUCCAGUAAGAUCUCCAGAAAAAGUCGAUAGGAACUCUGAUUACUACGUCACUAUGGAGAGCAAAGGACCCAUCAUGGCUGAAAAUGUGUACGACUCUUUAAUAGAAGUGUGUAGGCGGAAGAAAGAGGUGCCCAAUGACUUACCAGGUGACUAUCUACCAAUGAGUCCUGAUCAACAAAGCCCUAACGCCCCAGAAAUAUGGCUGAGUAGACAGAAAGAACAUUUCAAUGUAUCUAGAGACCGAAAAUCUGGUUCAUUACCACGAAGCUUUCAAGUAGUUACAAGCACAACUACUCAAGAAGAGAAUAAUCUAGUGACAUUCAAAUGUAAACCUAAUAGUAAUAGCAAAACGUAUUUAAAUAGAGAUGGCAAGGUUAUGAGUACUGACAGACCAUUCACAAUAGCGUCUGAUCAAAGCGAGAUAAAUUAUGAUGAUAUGAGUGAUGGUGAUAUGCUGAAAUUUAACCAAUCCAAGACUAGCGAGACAGAUUUCGUGCAAAAUAUAAGCCAAUCUACAUUGGAACUGGAGGAAGAAAUCGAUAGAUGUUAUAAAAGCAAGUUCCAAGAUAUAAAUCUGGAUAAGAAUAAAAAUGAAAAUCUUUUAACUGUUUCUCAACCGAAUUUGAACAUAUCCACCACAUCAUCUUGCGAAGUUUUGCCUCUAGAGCAAAAUGAGGACACGAAAUCCAACGACAUUGAAGUAAUACACCCAGAACAUAAGAUUUACAAACCAAAUUCGAACAUGCUUUCCCUGAAAAACGUGUUAAGUCGAUUUAAAAGUAAAACUCCGAACAAGAACAAUGAUGAUUCAGAAAUAAAUGCUAACGAUCAAAGUAGUCCUGAUAGCACGAAGUCAGAUGUUAAAAGCCCAACUAGUGAGAAGCGACCGAACUUAAAUCCUAGGAGUUAUUCCAAGAAUCUACUACAAAGAUUUAGGAGUAUAAUAGGCGAUGAACACACGGAUGACAAUCAGAAUAAAGCAGAAACUAUCAACAAAGUUCUACACACAGAAGAUAUACAGAAUAACUUGGUAAAGAGUGACAUUAAAGUAGUAAUCACAUCUACUGACGCAAGCCCCACCACAUCAACUAUAGUUUACGCUCUAAACAAUGAAAUACUCAGUAAAAGUGUUUGUGAGAACAGUACAAUGUCUGAAAGUCAAAAUGAAAAGAGUAAUCUUGACGCUUUGUCUUUAAGCUGCGAUAAUAUCACUCAGAAACAAGAAAGUCAUCGGCCAAGUUACGAAAAAAGUGUCAGCAUGGUAUCUAGCGUUUCAAGCUCGAUUGGUUCCCCCUCAAAAUCAAAUAAUAGUUCCUACCAAAGCCUGAACAAGCUGCCCAUAUACAUGCAAGGCAGCAAACAUCUGGGGGCUAGAAUAGCUCAGUCCGACUAUGUAGACCCAACGACUCUAGUUAGCGACAAAUCUCCACUUAAAAAGGUUAAUGUACUUAUAAAUAAAAACGCUGUGAGACCUGAUAGUCUAUUUUCCAACUCGUCCUUCGUCACCUCGUCUAGUGAAGGUACAUAUCAAGAACCGAGUAAAGUAAACGCGAAUCAAAAUGCAGAAACUAAGGAAGAAAGUCAAAAUACAGUACAGACGUCUGACGAGAGUUACUAUGAAAAAUCGUUUGAAAAGAUUGAACAAGUGACUGAUGAAGAUGUGUUUAGAGAUUCAGCUGUGUACUCCGACCAAGAAGAUGUUGAAGAGACAAAAACUGAAACAGCAGGUAAAAAUAAAGUGAUAAACAAGACUGUUACGAAAGUAGAAAGCUUCAAAAGAAAUAAUUCGUUUAAAUCAACACAGAAGACAACGAUUACUACAACUGUUACUGAAAAGUUCAACGCGCAUUCUCGUGUUGUAGUGUCGACCAACAAAACUGCAAAUAUUGAACGUGUUAACAGCAAAAUAGAGAAGGUUGUGAAGCCUAAAGUAGCCCCACCGGUACCCGUGAAACCUAAAAUAACGCAAAUGCCGUCUGCAUCGAAUUUGCAAAACAAGAAUGUCCCUAAAAUUAUUUCUAAGAGCUCUGAACAAUCCUCAUCAUCAGAAUCUAUUAACAUGAAAACUAUUAAAAGGAAUGUCAACUACAAACCAGCUGUAGUCAGAUCAGAAUCGACGCCUCCUAAAGAAAAGUCAAAACUAAACGAAGACAAAAUGACUAAAAGUGAUAUCACGUUAAAAGUCGAAGAUAAGGCAACGAAAGAUGAAUUAGAUAGCGUUGAUGAUAAACUUAAACCACAAGGCAACAUACAAUUGAAAAGAUUGAGUUUCGAGAGAGCCAGUCUUGAUUCGGCGACAAGAAAAAUGAAAUCGACUACUGACGUGAAGAAAUCACUACUGGAACAGCCUAAAACAUCAAAAUCUGUACUCGAAAGGCGAAUGGAGCUCGAACAAAUGGCGAAGUCGCAGAUAAAAACGAAUCAAACGAAGAAACCAACGCAGGCAACCAAACCAAAGUCAAUAACGACAAAAGUAGCGAAUUUCGAGAGAAGUGUCAGUGACGUAGGUGUGAAAGAGAAAGCAAUACCCCCUCCCAGUACUGAUAAAAACAUUCCUAGUAGAAGUAACGUUGAUAUUAAACCCGAAAUUGUUGAUGACGUAAAAGGCAGUUGGGUGAAACAGGUUGUUAAUAAAUUUCAAUGAGCUUACUUCAUAAGUGAUAUUUUUGCAUUUAAAACUUCGACUAAAACCAACCAAUCAGUGUUAAAGUAGACAUUACGCUAGUAUCUGAUUGGUCAGAGAGCUGUCAUUUUGACAUUUCAACCGUUAAAUGAAUUUGAAGCUUUGUGAACUGUAGUGUCCUUACGUUAUUUCAUGAAUUGUAUCUCAUUUAUAUUAUAAAAUUAAUUAAUCUUUGAUAAUAUUCUUCUAUCGGCUAGUAGCCAUGUAAGAAUUGGCAAUAAUCAAUUGAAUAUUCCGUCUGUAUUUUCUACUCCCAAUUUUUGAAAUCCAUAAACUUAAUUCUAGCGAUAAGUUUAGGAACCCAGAUUUGAUAAUACGACGUCGAAUUUUGUUUAAAUAUCAUUAAUAAUAAUUAAUGAAUAAUGAAUUAAUCGAUUAAGAAUUCAUAUCGUUUUUUUACAAUUUAUUCCAAAAACCGACGUCGCAUUAUUUAAAAUCUUUAGUUAUACUUAGUAAGAAUAAUGUUAAUCAUUAUUGUAAAUAAUUUUCUGUCAAAUCUCCUUGAGCUUUGAUAUCUCGUGCCAUAGAUAAAGAAUAUUUUGGCAAAGACAUCACUACGCACAGUCUUCAUCUGUACAUAAUCUGUGGGAAUGCUUAUUUUGCUAUAAUUAUUGUAUUUAUUCAAAAAGUGCCAUUGCGAUAUUAGAAAAGUAUUUUUAAUUGAAUGAAAAAAAUAUUAUUUUCGUGCAAUCGAAAAACGGAACUACUUAAAAGUAUUUAUUAUUUUUUGUUUAGUAGAAAUUAAGUUUUGUUGUGUAGCUACUAACACCAAAAAGUAGAGAAGAUUGUUUUAGUAUUAUUUUUUUUACUAAUAAAUAAAAUUAUUCGAAAUAUA